Kluyveromyces marxianus DMKU3-1042 is the source of this 3204-nucleotide messenger RNA. RefSeq names its product transport protein particle complex II subunit TRS130 (gene TRS130). The record is from RefSeq and is a predicted model, not a curated record. Lineage: Eukaryota; Fungi; Ascomycota; Saccharomycetes; Saccharomycetales; Saccharomycetaceae. Gene Ontology annotation, cellular component: TRAPPII protein complex. Bases 1 to 3204 code for a protein of 1067 amino acids. Gene Ontology annotation, biological process: intra-Golgi vesicle-mediated transport; early endosome to Golgi transport. The transcript has a single exon.
AUGACAGAGAGUGAUGAAACUUCAAUUAUACCCUGUGUGGAAAUAAGUUACUUUGAUCCAUUUCAUCUGUUUGAAGGGCUACGAAAUGAAUUGGAACAGAGAUUGCCUUUGAUAAACCUUCAUUGGAAAUCAAAGGAAGGAACCUUAAAGACAAUUCCCAAAUUAAGAGUAGAUUUCAAGGCAUCUACUGGGGAAAAAUUGGUCGAAGAAUAUGUCUUAAAACCAUUUAUCAAUUGCGUUAUUGUUUCCUGUGAAUCCGUUGAAGAGUAUAGAUCUAAAAUUAGGCCAUUGAUAAAGAAUUGGCUACCUCUCCAAGAUGAUGUGUAUUGUACUAACAUUGCAAUUCUCCACUCGAACAAAGAGGUAAUGGACUCCAAUAUGUUCAAAUCUAUUUCCUUGAUUGAAAAGUUUAGCAAAGAUUUCCCAUCAUUAAAAACCAUCGAAACUAAAACUGUUUAUAAGUCCAAUGAAGAAAGAGAUUCAUUCUGGAGCGCUUUAAUCAAUAAACUAAAACAAGACUUACUUGAAGUAUUUGAAAGAAGGAUCCAAAUAUAUAGUUUGGCGUCCAAAAAUGAAACAGAUCCUGUUAAAUGUGUUAUGUUGCAUGAAAAUCUAUUGAAGAUAUAUUUGAGUUUUCAACUUUGUGAUGAAGCUAGUAAAGAAAUAUCAAGUUUAGAGAGCCUACUAACGGACUCUAAAAAGUUUCCUGUACCCCUUGGUGAACUGCAGAGUGCAGUGUUCAAUCAAGACAAUUUUACUGUAAACACAAUAAGCACUCUUCUAUCAAAAAAUGAAUUGACGUUUUUCCGUUUACACAAAUGCAUAGUUAGAGCACAACUAGAACUCUUUAUCAUCAGUUCCGAGUCUCGUGAUUCAGCAGAAAAGUUGAAUACUGCAUUCCAUAAUUUUAUUUGGAAAUUGUACAGUCAUUAUAAACAUGAUGAAAAAUGGUUACAAUUCAAAUACUCUCUCUACGAUGAAUUUAUUUACUUGAGUCUCUUUGACAGCAUUAAAUCAGAUUUUUUAAAACUCAUGCUUUGUGACCUAAAGAAUGAACAGAGGGAAUGUUGGAUACAGCUGGCAUGUUCCUCAAUGAAAUAUUCAAUCCCCCUUCGAGACUGUUACAAUCCUAUAAUAGCAAAAGUUGACCAAGAACUAAUUGAAAGUUUUCGCACUAAAGACCUGUUCUAUUCUAAUUUAUUAGAAAAAACCACCGCUCUUCUCAAGGAAUAUUCUGUAUAUACUUCCAAAAGACAAAGAGUUAUGGAUUGGUUGUCUAUUGACGUUGCAUUGGUUUACUUUGACAGGGGGAAUUAUCAAGAAUGCAUGACUAUUCUUCAAUCAUCUUAUGAUUUUUAUAUGGAAUCUCAUUGGCCAGUUAUUAGCACAUGGCUGUUAGAGUUCUACGUUGAAUGUAUUAAAAAAUCUACAGAUGUUGAAGUAAUAGAUGUUGAUGGAGACUUAGUUCCUAAGUCCAUUGUCUUGAGUAAUUCUUACUUAAACCUUCUCACAUCGAAGGGGGAUGCUGCAGGGCAUUGGUGGGAUGAAUUUUUGAAUUGCAAUACUGAAAAUAAUGACAAUCUAGUUUAUCCACUUGAUAAUAUUUUUUUGGUUGAUAUUCCUCGUCGAGUUUCCCCGGUUGCUCCUAACAAAUAUGGUAUCGACAUAUCGUUUAGUAAAAAAUCAAUCAGUAAAGAUAUUAAUGUAUCAUUUGCAAAACUAUUAAUGAAGAACUACUCAGAUGAGUUUUUAACUUUCUCAUCCAAUGAUUUAACGCUUACCGGUGAUACUUCUACAUAUACAUUAACAUCUAAUAAUAUCGUAUGGUGCACAUUUGAAUUGGUUUCAUUAGAAAUUAUGGUGGGAACGACUGUUUUUAAGAAAGAGUUUGACUCAUUCGAAACUGAAGAUAGCUUAAAGUUGGAACCUUGUCAAUUUGCUGGUUCAUUUAAUAUUGAUGUUCAUAAAUUCAUCGAAAAAAUUGGCGAAUGUAGUUAUCUGAAAUUGUGCUUUGAAAAUCCUGAGGAAGUGGACAGUUUUACAUUAAGUAUAACAACAAGUGAAGAUGGUGUUGUGUUUGAGGGUGGACAGAAGCACUUUGUUGUUAAAGAUUUAAAUGUCACGAGGGUUCCUUUUUCAAUGUUAUCAACAACCUCUAGUAAAUUUACUAUAAAAACGUUGCUGUCAUUUACUAGAGAUGGUGAAGAUUUUACAGAGAGUAGUAUUCAUGAAAUUGACUGCAGUUUACCAUUAGCAGUUACUGUUAAUGAUAUUUACCUAGAAAAAAAGUUGUUAUUUGAUUUCUCCUUAAAGGUAUUAGCUGAUGAGCCUAUAAUUCUUUGUGCUGCGGAGUUAUCAUCUACUUCUCCAGAUAUGUUCACCAUUACUAACGGACAGUCAUUUUCAGAUCAAGAAGUACUGAACCCUUGUCUCAAUGCACCAUAUCAGAUAUAUUUUCAAAUUUCCAAAAACAGUGGUAAGUUUUCUUCUUCUGAUAGCUUCAAUUUAUCAUUAAAAUAUCUUCGUUUAAACCAGUAUCUUGAAGUUAUGCUUCAAACUUAUCUAUCAAAUAAGUUGAACGAUGUGGAUUAUGAAAACCUAUGGAAAUCCUACAUCUUGCCUUUUUUGAAAUUCGAUUUGAAGGCAUUUGAAAUGUCAAGGAAAUUAACUGUAAUUAAGAAAGAAUCGAUGAUGAAAAUUCGAAUGAACCAAGAAAAGUCAUUUGCUAAACAAGAUAGACACAAGUCUCUUCUGAACGAGUUAACAUCGGGGAUAUCAAUUGAUGAAAUUGAAAUUAACAAACGCUCUCUAACUGAAUCUCUAGAAGAAUUAGUUAUAUGCGUAAAACCCCCAGCAAUGGAGAUAUUUUUCUCUGUUACAUUUUCACGUGUAAAUCCUACUGUUGAGUUAGAGCCUGGUGUUUCAUCAGUUUUUAGGGUUUCUAUAACUAGUUUACAUGAUGAUUGGGAAACUAAAGAUGAACAAGUAAAAGCUGUUUUCACGGUAAACAAUAACUCAGAAUGGGCAGUGGGUGGUAAAAGGCGUUUCGAAGUGGAUUCAAAACAAAUUACCGUUGAUGUGAAUCUAAUACCUUUAAGAAGAGGUUAUCUCAAUUAUCCAGCUGUUGAGAUUACAAAUCUAGAUGGAGAUUCGGUGGGUCAAAUUGACUACCAUGAUUCUAACGAUAAAAUAUUGAUAUUUUAA